Messenger RNA from Acaromyces ingoldii, 465 nucleotides. Its product is annotated as putative RPS18A-ribosomal protein S18.e.c4. Gene Ontology annotation, cellular component: cytosol; ribosome; small ribosomal subunit. Lineage: Eukaryota; Fungi; Basidiomycota; Exobasidiomycetes; Exobasidiales; Cryptobasidiaceae. The record is from RefSeq and is a predicted model, not a curated record. The coding region runs from base 1 to 465 and encodes 154 amino acids. Gene Ontology annotation, biological process: translation. Gene Ontology annotation, molecular function: RNA binding; structural constituent of ribosome. The transcript has 3 exons.
AUGUCUCUCGUUGCUCCCGACCCCUCGCAGAACUUCAACCACAUCUUGCGUCUGUUGAACACCAACGUCGACGGCAAGAUCAAGAUCAUGUACGCCCUCACCAAGAUCGGUGGUGUCGGUAGGCGGUACGCCAACAUCGUCUGCAAGAAGGCUGACGUUGACCUUGGCAAGCGCGCUGGUGAGCUCAACUCGGACGAGCUUGAGCGAAUCGUUCAGAUCCUCCAGAACCCUGCCGAGUUCAAGAUCCCCACCUGGUUCCUCAACAGGCAAAAGGACAUCGUCGAUGGCAAGUACCACCAGAUCCUGUCCAACAACGUCGACUCGAAGUUGCGUGAGGACAUUGAGCGUCUCAAGAAGAUCAGGGCGCACAGGGGUAUCCGCCACCACUGGGGUCUCCGUGUCCGUGGUCAGCACACUUGCACCACUGGUCGCCGAGGCAGGACCAUCGCCAACAAGAAGAAGUAA